Molecule: messenger RNA, 2154 nt
Organism: Acytostelium subglobosum LB1
Lineage: Eukaryota; Evosea; Eumycetozoa; Acytosteliales; Acytosteliaceae
Exons: 3
Coding region: 1-2154 (717 amino acids)
Source: RefSeq, a predicted model, not a curated record
AUGGGACUACUGGUGAAGAAAAAGAAGAGGAUAGAGGACCAGUUAUUCACAUCUCCAACAGUCAAUGUAUUGUCAUUAUAUGCAAUUGGCAAUGGAAUGUUGAAUAAUGGUCCAUCAUCACCUACUUCCCAACAACAACAGCAACAGACACGUGGAGUAUUAUCAAGACAACAGUCCAAUUUCGAACUACUUCCAUCUUACAAUGGAUCACAACUUAGAGAUGCAGUAAUAUCAAAGUCAUCAUCACUGGGGAGUGUUGGAGACCUGGUCCACAACUCCAACAAUAUUAAUAAUAAUAAUAGUAAUAGUAAUAAUAGAAUGAUCGAUCAUACAAUAGUCCAGCCACAGGCUCAACAACAACAACAGACACAAGUACAAGUACAUAUCCAACCACCUCCAAAUGAGCUGGCACAACAACAGACAAUGUUUGUUAAGAAGGCUAUUACAAUACCAACUAGAAGAAGAGUUGUUGAAGUGGAUCGUCCAAGGAGCAUAUCAAAUGCAGGCGAGGUUGACCUAUUCUUCAAGAUGAAACAGACAGAGAACCACUAUGCACAUUCAAUCACAAGUGCCAUCGCCCCAUUUAAAUACGUGGACGAGAGAACUAAUGAUGAUGAUUCAAAGAUGGAUGAGUUCAAGGUAGAUUUAUUCUUUGAUGGAUACUCAAAGUGGUACAAGGAUAUGAAGAAGAAUGUUGGUACUCAUUUACAUCAGGUUCAAUCAAAGGAUUCGAAUGGCAAUAAUAUUGGAGGCGAUGGAAGGAGUGGAGGAGAUAGUUGGCUACGUGGAACUCCACUGAGUAGAACUAACAAGUCUCAAGCUCAAGAGGAAGGUGAUAAGGACUUUAUAAAAAGACAUACUACAUCAAAGAAGAAGUUAACAACAUCGAAUAAUAACAACUCAACAGCCUCCACUGUAAUGAUGUUGAAUGGAAAUCAUAUGGUACAACAUCAAUCAUCAGAUCAUGGAGAUGGAGCCAAUCCAAGGAGGUCAGAGCAUAGAUAUAGCAUGUCCAUCGCAGACAAGACUUCACGCUUGGUGAGAAGAUUGAGUAGCAUUCAAUCUAUAAGAACACAACAUAGUCCAUCCCAACCUCCAAGUCCAACCAACAACACCAACAAUGUUGAGGAACAUGAUCACCCUACCAUCCCAGAUCAUCCCACAUCAUCAUCAGACCAAAACAACAUAUCCAACCCCAGUCAGGACGAUCACUCAAUACCAAGUAGUCGACCUGGAAAUGGAAAUGGAAAUGGAAAUGGGACUAACAGCGCCGAGCAACAGACAUCAACGACCACGGGUGGAUAUUCAAGCCUCUCAUCAUCCUCCAAUCAGAACCACAACUUAUCACCCAACUCCAUCAGGAAGUUGGGAGGCAAGAUAAUGUCAAUAUUUGGAAGCAGCAGUUGUGGCAAACACAGGAAGAUGGUAUCGAUCGACUUGACAUCAGUGUCCAGUGCUGGUGGUAAUGGCAGUCUAGUCUCACCUCCAACAUCACUGGCCUCCUCCAACUGUAUAUCACGAACACAUUCACAAUCAUCCAUACUUCAGUACUCACCACGACAGCCAGACACCGAGAGGUGUAGCGCCUCCAACUCUCCACUCAAUCGAUCGACAACACAGAUAACAAUCCAGUGCAAGGCUACACCGCGAUCAUCAUACUUCGACAUGCCAAUACCCAACACAUACACGCCUGGCAACACAUCACCAUAUUCUUCGCCACCAAUACAUUCUGGAUACUACAAUGGCAAUGGUGGAAGUAGUAUGCCUGCACUCAAUCAAGCACAGAUUAUCAAUCAUAAUAGACAUCAUCAGUCCUCACCACAGAUGUCAUUAACCAAGGGAGGAGAUCUAACUGCCAACUUGUUGGAUGCCGCCGAUGUCAUGUGUGUUGACCUUGAGCCUCAUCAGAAGGAUGCCGCUGACUCGCCACAUGGAGUUGAGCAUCAGAAUGAUGAUGGAGCGAAUGGAAAUCGUGAUUCAAAUGAUGGUAGUAGUAAUCACAUUGAUGAGGAUGAUGACCUUAGUUCCACUUCAUUGUCCAGCUCAUACUCAUCACUCAGCUCACAUUCAUCAUCUCCAGAGCUCACUCCUCCACAUAAGACCAAUGGAUUCUUCAAGACCAUUCAUGUUCCACAGAAGAAGAGGUUGUCAUAA